CUCCCACAAUCCUAUUCUCCUGAUUCCUUGUUACUGUAUCGCAAUGAUAUCAGAUUAAAGUCGUUACAGUGUGUGUUACAGAACAGAAGUAUUUUACUUUGUUUAAUAUUCCACAGAAGAUAUAUUCAAAUAAUACAGCAACUUUGUUACAGUAACAAUGACGGAAGAAAAACAUUGUAAAGUCUGCAACCUUUCACGUAAAAAAUCGUAUGGAAUUGCAGUGCGGUCUUUGGAAGACCUAAAAACUAAAGGACGUGAGACGUUAGGCAUGGACUCCAAGGGCCUUGUCUCUGUGGUGUUAGAGGAAGAUGGCACCAUAGUGGAAGAUGAGGCAUACUUCAUGUGUUUACCACCUAACACCAAGUUCAUGAUUCUGCAUAGCAAGGAGAGAUGGGGCCCUGCAAUGAGAGCAGUUGAUGGUGGGACUGCAUGGUUAGGUGAGAGUAUUGAGAUCGAUGAGCUGGACAGCACUUUCACUGGCACCGAAUCGUGGAGGGGUCUGGCACAGCAGCUGAAACAAGACCUUUCCAGCAUCAUAAUGAUGUCCGAGGAGGAACUCCAGUGUCUAGUGGAUGUAUCCCGUGAGGAGCUGGCCAAGGAGCUGGGACACAGAGAGACUAAAGUGCAGAGCCUGCAGGACACCCUCCAGAGGGUUCUGGACCAGAGGGAAGAGGAGCGGCAGUCCAGGGAGAUCCUGCAGCUCUACCUUCAGGCUGCAGAGAAGGAAUCGAGCCCAGCGAGUAGAGGCUCCAGCCAAGAGGUAGAUGAUGUCAUCGAUGGAAUGGAGGUGGACUCCACCAAGGUGACCGCUGGACAGAGUUCCAAGUUCUGCCAAAGAACACUCAUGGUUCUGAAGGGUAAAACGAGCCCUGAAACCAGGCUGUCUAACCAGGAUCUGCAGUUGGUGGUGAACGAAGGCUUGCAGAACCUGUCCGCAGCGCUGAGCUGGGACGCAGAGAAAACGAAGGAUCUGCUGCAAGCUUGCAAGAAGGAGCUGGAGAAACGCUUAAACAAAGUGCAGGCCCUGCAGUCCCUCAGGAACUGCACCCAGGGUGCUGAGGAAGAGGGAAACAGACUGGCUAAACGCAGGAAAAAGGCUCCCUUUCAAUCUUAAUCCUGUUAGUGUAGGAGCGCUCCACUCAAGCUGCCUCGAUGCAGAAUGUUUACAAGAGAUAAUCUGACGGUACGUGGCAUCAUUAAUCUUUAAUUACAGUAUUUGUUUUGUAAAGUUAAGUAAAUGUCUUAAAGAGUAAGUAGCAACACGUCUCUACAUGUGGCUACAACUGUUUUAAAUAAUGUACCUGUAAUUUUUCUUUUCAUUGUUAACAUGCUGACAACUUUUCAAAAUGUCUGCUCUAGUGCACUGGGGGUUGAGAUCUGUCCUCUAAAUCACUGCAGCAAGAGCAAUUAAAAAAAGACCUGGGGACGUGUAACGCUGUAUUUUUUCAGAACCCUGCUACUAUUCUACCCUCCUUCUCCUCCUUCUUGGAUUCUGAUCUUUGCUCCCUGCUUCAGAGCCAUAAACCCACCACGUGUGCUCUGGACCCCCUCCCCACUCACCUCCUCCCGGCUGCUUCCCCUGCUCAACUCCCUUUCAUUUCCUGUCUUCUCAACACCUCUCUGCUGUCUAGCUGUUUCCCCUCUGCCUUCAAACAGGCCUACAUCAGAUCCCUCAUCCCUCCAGAACUACUGUCCUGUCUCCCUUCUCCCAUUCCUCUGUAAAACCCUUGAGCUAGCGGUACAUCGCCAGCUCUCUACUUUCCUGUCAACACAUUCUCUGCUCACUCCCCUCCAAUCUGGUUUUCACCCGGAACACUCCACUGAAACAGCUGUUCUCUCCAUAUUCACGUUUUUUGUAACUGCUCUUAUUUAAAAUCAUUCUCAUCCAUUUAUCGUACUUACUAUGUGCUCUUACUGGACUUUACUCGUAUAAGCAAAUAUUUGUACUAUAAAUUAACUGUUCAAACUCACUCUUAAAUGUAAUUAUUUACUGUAUUCUUUAUUUUGCUCUUAUUUGAUCUUAUUUGCUACUGAUUUUAUAAGGACAUAAAUAAUAAUAAUAAUAAUCUAAUUGUAAAUGAAACACUCCAUAAGAAUCUGUGUAUGUGAUUCUGCCUGUCUGUAUAUUAGAGUUGAGUAAGAUUUUAUCUUUUGUUAUUCAUAUUUUGGCAUUAAGCAGUUAUACUGUCUGUAAAAGCAUUUGUAAUAAAAUCAUUGUAUAUUAAA
This is a messenger RNA of Acipenser ruthenus (sterlet), 2226 nucleotides long. RefSeq names its product DNA fragmentation factor subunit alpha-like. Gene Ontology annotation, biological process: regulation of apoptotic process; apoptotic process. The coding region runs from base 158 to 1114 and encodes 318 amino acids. The record is from RefSeq and is a predicted model, not a curated record. Lineage: Eukaryota; Metazoa; Chordata; Actinopteri; Acipenseriformes; Acipenseridae. The transcript has 6 exons.